AUGACUCAUCUCCAAGAAUUGUACCUCCAGUUUAACAACUUCUCUGGUGCAAUUCCUUCAUCUAUUGGGAACUGUACUCAGUUACAAGACUUGUAUUUGAAUGAUAAUCAGUUGGAGGGUGUUCUUCCUUACAGUCUUAACAAUCUCAAUCAUCUUCUUAACUUUGAUAUUGCCAACAAUAAACUAACAGGUGCUAUUCCAUUGUGUUUUUCUGGUUGUAGAAAUUUACAGUUUUUGGAUAUCUCAUUCAAUGAUUUUGGUAGUGGCAUUCCAUAUAGCAUUGGUAAUUGUACUGCUUUAUCACAAUUUGCUGCUGUGAAAUCUAACUUGGUUGGAACUAUUCCAUCUUCCAUUGGUCUGCUCACCGAGCUUUCAAUUCUUAAACCUUUCCGAGAAUCAUUUGUCUGUGAAUUGGGGAAACUCGGCGAAUUACGCGACCUUGAACUGUUUUCUAAUCAAUUGAGUGGAGAAAUUCCGCUUGAGAUAUGGAAGAUUCGACGUCUCGAGCAUCUGUUUGUGUAUAAUAAUAGCCUUUCUGGUGAACUUCCUGUGGAGAUGACAGAGCUCAAGAACCUUAAGAACAUUUCAUUGUUUAACAACAUGUUCUCUGGAGUUAUACCUCAAAGCAUGGGAAUUAACAGCAGUUUGGUGCAGUUGGACUUUGUAAACAAUAGUUUCACUGGCAACCUGCCACCAAAUCUAGGUUUUGGAAGAAACUUGAGUGUUCUGAAUAUGAGAAUCAAUCGGCUUCGAGGAAGAAUACCUCCUGAUGUUGGAAGAUGCACAACUCUAAGAAGGGUCCUUCUUAAACAAAACAAAUUUACCGGGCCUCUUCCUGAUUUUGAAAGGAAUGUCAAUCUAUUAUACAUAGAGAUCAGCAACAAUGAAAUCAACGGGUCAAUUCCAUCUAGUUUAGGCAACUGCACGAAUCUCACGGGUUUAAUGUUGUCCACGAACAAACUUAGCGGCCGUGUACCACCGGAGUUGGGAAGACUUGUUAAUCUUCAGACGCUGGAUUUUGGUCAUAAUAACUUAGAAGGUCCUUUACCUUUUCAGCUCUCAAACUGUACCAAAAUGGACAAGUUUGAUGCGGGAUUUAACUUCCUGAAUGGUUCAUUGCCGUCAAGUUUGCAGAAGUGGACAAGGCUAAACACACUACUUUUGAAUGAGGGCGGGCAUUCCAGAGUUCUUGUUGGAUUUUAA
Vicia faba (fava bean) is the source of this 1203-nucleotide messenger RNA. NCBI's taxonomy places the organism in Eukaryota, Viridiplantae, Streptophyta, Magnoliopsida, Fabales, Fabaceae. The record is from the annotation of a GenBank genome assembly.